Molecule: messenger RNA, 2798 nt
Organism: Etheostoma spectabile (orangethroat darter)
Lineage: Eukaryota; Metazoa; Chordata; Actinopteri; Perciformes; Percidae
Gene: ssbp2a
Product: single stranded DNA binding protein 2a
Exons: 19
Coding region: 578-1708 (376 amino acids)
Biological process (GO): positive regulation of transcription by RNA polymerase II
Cellular component (GO): nucleus
Molecular function (GO): single-stranded DNA binding; protein binding
Source: RefSeq, a predicted model, not a curated record
ACUCACUUGCGGUUGCCAUGGCAAGCGGGCGGUCCUGAACAGCGGGACAUCCAAUGGGAGACGACGCUGCUUGUGUCACCAUGGUGACGGGGCUGUGCCCAAGGAGGUUGUGAUGGGUUGACAGGUGCAUGACAAUCGGAGCUCUCUGCAAGCAUGUACGCCAAAGGCAAGAGUAGCAACGUGCCGUCCGACAGCCAAGCCAGAGAAAAGGUACAGAGCUGUCUUGAAACGAAAGUGAUGAUGACAGUUUGACAAGGCCCUGAUAGAAAACACUUUUUAACCUGCUGAACACAUAGAGGCUGUUAAAAGUCCUCUUUAAUCUGCUGGCAUCCCUCCUAGUUUCUUUCUUAUCCCUGCUGCCAGAGAUGUAACUUGCCACAGAAGUGCUAUCAAAGCAGCAGCCUCUUAUUGAGCUGUGUGAGGCGGGGGGAGACAGCCUCUGAUCGACGCAGGCAGAAAGAGGGGUGACGUGUCAAUCAACAGAGAGGACCCUGUUGAAGGCAUUCUCACAGGACGUCGCCUUGGGGUUCUUGAGAAGGAUCGACGUGACAAAAGGCCUCCGUCGGCAUCAGAUAGCAUGUGGGGAAGAGAGGAGGAGAGGGCACAGCAUCCUCAAAGUCUUUUAUCACUCCCUUCAAAAGACGGAGGGUUAGCUCUGUAUGUGUAUGAGUACCUGCUGCAUGUAGGAGCACAGAAGUCAGCACAGACCUUUCUCUCAGAGAUCCGAUGGGAGAAGAACAUCACAUUAGGAGAACCUCCGGGGUUCCUCCACUCAUGGUGGUGUGUUUUCUGGGACCUGUACUGUGCGGCUCCAGAGAGAAGAGACACAUGUGAACACUCCAGUGAGGCCAAGGCCUUCCAUGACUAUCAUUAUAAGGACUACAAGAGUGCUGCAGCAGCUCCCAGCCCCGUCCUUGGGAACCUUCCCCCAGGAGAGGGCAUGCCAGUGGGGCCGGUCCCACCAGGAUUCUUUCAGCCGUUUAUGUCACCUCGAUACCCCGGAGGACCCAGACCACCUCUCAGAUUACCCAAUCAGGGACUUGGAGUCCCAGGUGGCCAACAUAUGUUACCCAGUGGAAUGGACCCCACACGACAGCAAGGACAUCCAAAUAUGGGAGGACCAAUGCAGCGGAUGACUCCACCCAGAGGCAUGGUACCGCUUGGGCCCCAGGGCUAUGGAGGUGGGAUGAGACCACCACUAAACACCCUGGUUGGUCCUGGGAUGCCUGGCAUGAACAUGGGACCUGGUGGGGGCAGACCUGGCCAAAUCCUCAGAACUCCAUUCAACCCUUACUCUUCUGCAUCUCCCGGAAGUUAUGUGGGACCUCCAGGAGGAGGAGGCCCCCCUGGGACCCCAAUAAUGCCAAGUCCAGCAGAUUCAACCAACUCUGGCGACAACAUGUACACUAUGAUAAACACAGUACCUCCAGGUGGAAGCCGGCCAAAUUUUCCUAUGGGUGCAGGUGGUGACGGUCCAUUAGGGGGAAUGGCUGGAAUGGAGCCGCAUCACAUGAAUGGAUCGUUAGGUACAGGAACAAGUAGCUUGUACAGGUCAGGAGAUAUGGACAGUCUCCCCAAGAACUCUCCUGGUAACCUAAGUAUGAGUAACCAGCCCGGGACCCCCAGGGAGGAUGGAGAGAUGGGAGGAAACUUCCUUAACCCUUUUCAGAAUGAAAGUUAUUCUCCAAACAUGACGAUGAGCGUGUGAAGGCUCCGGGAGCAGGUGUGUUUCAGUCGCCCAGUAACCUGGUGUGGGUCAGUGAAAAGCAGAGAGACCGGAUGUGAUGUCAUCUAGGCCAGUGACUCUUCCUCCACCACUACCUGCCUAGCCAGGACAGUUGCCCCAGGCUCGGUCCUCCUGCUACCCCCUACCCCCACCCCUCCAUUGUUUCUGUCCACGUCUCUUCUCUCCUGUUUCUUCUCCCGUUCUAAGUGGUGACUCUGCUACAUUCAUCAGUUCUUCCUCUGCAAAUAUGAGACUGUACAAAGAAACCAAAUUGAAACAACCCCGAGGAGAACUCUUUAAAUAUUUGCAUAUAAGUGGGUAUGAAACUGUGCACACUCCAGUCACAGACAGACGUGUCUGCCUUUUGCAUCAUAUUACAGUGUAUGCCCAAAAGCCAAUGGUCGGUAUCCUAUUCAUGUUAAAGUUUAAAUUUUCAAGAAUUUAAAGAGAUAUAGACACUUUUUGAUUGAUCUAAAUGGUUGUCACGUGGAACAUCAUUUUCACAAAUCUUCACAAAUACAGUACAUUUGUCCAUUACUGAAGAGAAUUGACAUCAUAAUCAUAUUGUCCCGAUGUUUAUUUGAGGCUUGUUCAGAUAUUUGUCUUUCUGUUAUUUGUUCUAUACUUUUGGUAUUUUUUUUAUUUUCCAUUCCCAAAUCCAGCCACAAAUGUGGAAUAAGAUCUCUUCAAAAGGCUUCAAGGCUCUUUAAAGGCUUCAGCACAACCUGAAAUAUUUGUCUGCGUUUGAAUUUGAAGUCACAUAGCAUGGUUUUGGAGGGGGAAAGAGCUUUGUUCAAGGCUUCAAUAGCACGUAUUGACUGUCUAUAUACCAACCAUAAGGUCACAACAAUCCUUAGUGUACUGCAUUCGGUGAGUUUAGUGUUCAAAAGUUAUAGCUCGCUUUAAACCUACACAAUAUUGGGAGAGGUUUGCACAGGUGAUUUUCAGUAGUGAUUAAAAGUAUAAACCUUUAGUUGCAAUAAAGGUUUAGACUCCCAGUCGAGUUUCCCUUUAAAGAAUUUACAUUGUUAACUGUACAACCUAGUGCAAGGUAAAAUGGUAAGAAGCACAA